This is a messenger RNA of Drosophila mauritiana, 651 nucleotides long. RefSeq lists its product as uncharacterized. Lineage: Eukaryota; Metazoa; Arthropoda; Insecta; Diptera; Drosophilidae. The record is from RefSeq and is a predicted model, not a curated record. The transcript has 6 exons. Bases 124 to 651 code for a protein of 175 amino acids.
GUGCUUAACUGAGUUUACCAAAAUUAUGAUACAGUAGAGGGGUCAAGCAGUGUCAAACGGACUUAAAAAGCUCUUUUAGCUCAGUUGUCCAUAAAACCUCGACACUUCAAAGUGAAUAGGAACAUGCAUUUUUCCGUUGGGUUUCUAGUGACCAUACUUUCAAUCAGGAAGGUCCAUUCUCUAGUUGAAAUAACGAACUUUAAGUGUGAGUCAUUGGAUCGAAACUUUUCCAACUUCGAGUACUGUCGCCUAAAAUCUGUGAACCGGACGUACAAAUACAUUUCCCUUAAGGUCAAUCUCUUCCAAACUCCCGUGAAUCAAGUUAAGGUUAAUACGGCUCUUUAUAAGCGCUUGAAUGGCUAUAAGCCCUUUCUCUACAAUGUAACUGUAGACGGAUGCAAAUUUUUGAAAAACCAGAACUCAAGUCCCGUUUCUAAGUACAUCUUCGGUAUUUUCAAAGACGUCUCCAAUAUAAACCAUUUCUGCCCCUACGACCAUGACAUAUUUGUGGAAAAGCUAUCAGCAGAGAAUAUUAAUUUUCAAAUAACGAAAAUUCUUCCUUUUCCUGAAGGAAAAUAUAUGGUUCAAAUGCACUGGUUCGCCUAUGAAAUUAACCGAGCUACAAUUCGAUUACAUUAUACACUCACAUAA